Molecule: messenger RNA, 996 nt
Organism: Adineta steineri
Lineage: Eukaryota; Metazoa; Rotifera; Eurotatoria; Adinetida; Adinetidae
Source: the annotation of a GenBank genome assembly
AUGUCAAGUAAUUUAAUUAAUGAUGAAAUUGUUCGUCUUCAAAAUAUUGGAAAAGUAUUUGAUGGUUAUAUAAUGUUUGUUCUUAUUAUUUUUGGAACAAUCGGUAAUUUAUUAAAUCUAUUUGUUUUUAUUCGUAUAAAAACCCUUCGACAAAUGUCGAAUUCAAUAUUUUUAAUUGGUUCAUUUCCUGGUAGUCUUGUAUCAUUAUGGUCAUCUCGUUAUCCUCGUAGUAUACUUAAUAUAACUGGUGUUGAUCCUCUUGUUGGUUCAAUAGUUUUUUGUAAAUUUCGAUGGUUAUUUGGACGUUGGGGUCUUAAUAUGCCAUUUACAUGUAUAUGUUUAGCAAGUAUUGAUCGAUUUCUUAUGACUUCACGUCAAGUAUAUUAUCGUCGUUUAUUUUCAUUAAAACGAGCUUAUAUAAUGGUGAUUCUAUCAAGUAUUAUUUAUUUAAUUAUUUGUAUUCCAGAUGGAAUUUAUUAUUCAGGUUAUUUAUGUACAGCAUUAGUGAAUGAUCGUGCUUUAUAUAAACAAUUUAUUGCUUAUUUUAAUUUAAUUCUUACAAAUAUUUUAUCAAUGAUUAUUCUUGGUACAUUUAGUAUUCUUACAUGGUAUAAUCUUAGAUCAACAAGACAAAAUAGACAAAUUAAUCAUCUUCAACAACAAGUUAAUCGAAUGAUGAUUGCUGAAUUUGCUUUAGCAUUUAUUACUACGUUACCUAAUUUUGUUUAUAAUAUUUAUUUACAAAUUACUCAGUCCAUGAUUAAAUCUCAAUUAAGAUUAGCACAAGAAUCACUUUGGUCAUCUAUUAGUGUUAUUAUGAGUUUUACAAUGAAUGUGGGAACAUUCUAUGUAUAUAUUAUUGUAUCUCGUCCUUAUAGACGAAAUGUACGAACAGCAUUAUGUUUUAAAAGACAAAAUCAAGUUACAUCACAUCAAACACGAUUACAACAUGGUACAACAAUUCAAACUUUUGGUAAUAUGACUACUCGUUUAUAA